AUGGGGAGGCUGUUGCUGUGGCUUGGGCUGGUUCUUGUGCUGGAUUGCCACGAUGGUGCUGCCUACAAGCUGGUGUGUUAUUUCACCAACUGGGCACAUAGUCGACCGGGCCCCGCCGCCAUCCUGCCCCACGACCUGGACCCGUUUCUCUGCACACACCUGAUAUUCGCGUUUGCCUCAAUGAACGACAAUGAGAUCGUUGCUAAGGAUGUCCAAGAUGAGCGAAUUUUCUACCCAGAGUUCAACAAACUCAAAGAGAGGAACAGAGAGUUGAAAACACUGCUGUCCAUUGGAGGGUGGAACUUUGGCACAACCAGGUUCACCGCCAUGCUGUCUUCAUUCGCCAGCCGUGAAAAAUUUAUCAACUCAGUUAUAUCCCUGCUAAGGACACACAACUUUGACGGUCUCGACCUGUUCUUCUUGUACCCUGGGCUCAGAGGCAGCCCUGCCCAUGACCGGUGGACUUUUCUCUUCUUAGUUGAAGAGCUCCUGUUUGCCUUCCAAAGGGAGGCACUACUCAUCAAGCGUCCCCGGUUGCUGCUCUCCGCUGCUGUUUCUGGGGUCCCACACAUCGUCCAAACAUCUUACGAUGUGCGCCUUCUAGGAAAACUCCUGGAUUUCAUUAAUGUCUUGUCUUAUGACUUGCAUGGAAGCUGGGAAAAGUUCACAGGGCACAACAGUCCCCUGUUCUCUCUGCCCGAAGACCCCAAAUCCUCGGCAUAUGCCAUGAAUUACUGGCGAAAGCUCGGGGCACCCUCAGAGAAGCUCAUCAUGGGGUUCCCCACCUAUGGACGCACAUUUCACCUCCUCAAAGCCACUAACCAUGGGUUGCAGGCCCAAGCAAUCGGACCAGCAUCUCCAGGAAAGUACACCAAGCAAGCUGGCUUCCUGGCUUAUUAUGAGGUCUGCUCCUUUGUGCGGAAGGCGAAGAGGCACUGGAUUGAUUACCAGUACGUGCCCUAUGCUUACAAGGGGAAGGAGUGGGUCGGCUAUGACGACGCCAUCAGCUUCAGUUACAAGGCAAUGUUUGUCAAGAGAGAGCACUUCGGGGGGGCUAUGGUGUGGACACUGGACAUGGAUGACGUCAGGGGCACUUUCUGUGGCAAUGGCCCUUUCCCCCUUGUCUACACAUUGAAUGACCUCCUGGUGCAGGAUGAGUCCACCCCGACACCUUUGCCACAAUUCUGGUUCUCCUCUGCUAUGAAUUUUUCAAGAAGUCACCCGGAAAGGCUGGCCGUGACGGAACCGCUGACCACUGAUAUUAAGAUUUUGCCCCCAGGGGGCGAGGCUAUGGCCACUGAGAGCAGUGGGAUGUCUGAAGCACCCAGAGGUGCAGCUGUGUCCCUCGGCAAGCACACUGUGGCUCCAGGAGAGAAGACUGAGCCCCCUGGGGUGAAGCCCAUGACCCCUGGAAAGAUGACCUCUGCUUGA
Molecule: messenger RNA, 1431 nt
Organism: Lepus europaeus (European hare)
Lineage: Eukaryota; Metazoa; Chordata; Mammalia; Lagomorpha; Leporidae
Gene: OVGP1
Product: oviductal glycoprotein 1
Exons: 11
Coding region: 1-1431 (476 amino acids)
Biological process (GO): carbohydrate metabolic process; chitin catabolic process
Cellular component (GO): extracellular region
Molecular function (GO): chitin binding; chitinase activity
Source: RefSeq, a predicted model, not a curated record